Molecule: messenger RNA, 1127 nt
Organism: Pseudomyrmex gracilis
Lineage: Eukaryota; Metazoa; Arthropoda; Insecta; Hymenoptera; Formicidae
Exons: 5
Source: RefSeq, a predicted model, not a curated record
GAUAGAAUUCUGGAUGUAUUGAAUAAGUUUCUUGAGGAUUCGUUGCAUACACCUUCUUCCGAAAAUAAUGUCAUUAAUCAGUUAUAUUACGAAGUUUUAAAAUGGGCAUGUAUUCUCGAUAGCAUGAAGUGCAAAGAUAUUGUAAUGGCUGAAUUAACGUGGCAUAUACACAGUCCUGCACGAAACAGACUUUUGCCAAGUUGGCAAAGAUGGAUAUUUUGCCAGAGUUUAAUGCUAGAAAAUUCUAUGUAUGAAAACUCUUCUACAUGGUAUACAUUAAAAACCAUGUACAAACCACAGUCAAAAGAUGAAGAAAUGUUUAAGUUCUUACCUUGUUCUAGACAUCGCAGAAAUAUUUUCUUAUUUUUUUAUUCUUUUUUUACUAAUGUUUUGCCAUCUUAUGAAGCUACUGUAAAUUUAAAACUAAGUGAUAGAGUAUCUUUUCUUUUUAAUAUUCUUGCAAAGCAUUCAAAAACUGUUCCAUCGCUGACGCCUAUACUAGAAGGAAUACAUUACAUAGAAAGCGACAAUAACAUACAUGCAAUAAUGAACUGUAUUAUUAACAACAUAUAUUCAGACGAAGGCCUGUCGAUGGUUACCGAUGGAAAGUUCUUACAAAUGCUGAAAGACAGACAUCGUGCGCCAUCUUCUGUUAUUUUCGCCGUAAAAUACAAAGUUGAUGAUCGUCGUGCUUUAUUAGUUAAAAUAAAAAAUAACUUCUUUACAAGCCGUAAUAUGCAUUUAUUUACAGAGAUUUAAUGUUAGAUUUAUAUACUCGUUUUAUUUAUUUUAAAGGAACAAAUGCUACCAAUUACCUGUAUUUCUCACUAGUUUUGUAAAUUGUGUUUAAUAAGAAAAGUUUUCUUUUAUGACAACAAAAAAUAUUUAUUACUCAUAUUUAAAAUCGGUACUACAGGUUACGGAUUUUAAUAUAGUUAAUAAUUCGCGCCAGUUGUCCACAAAAGAAAAUUAGAUCUGUAUUAAAAGUAAAUAAUUUANAAUAGUUUAUUUGAUUAAAGUAUUGUUGUACAGUUAAGUAUUUAUUAAGCAUCUUGCACAAAAAAUAAGUUUAUAUAUUAAGUACAUAGUAAAACAUUACAACAUAUAUACAUAUAUACAUAAGAUUA